AUGAGUGCUUCAUAUGCGCGACUCGCGUCCACCGGAGCCAGACUCCCAGGACUCGCAUCGUGGCCCCGCACAGGCUCGCGGUCCAAUGCCACCAGUUGUUGCAAGAGUGUCAUAUCCGGACAACGGAGCAUACAGACAUUUAGGCGCCCCGACGUGCGAAGUCAUGUAACCGAUCAAUCCAUUUAUGCUCAAGCGGGAUACCGGAAAUAUAGCCUGGGCAGCAAGGGAAAGGUGCCGCCUUUUGCCUUUGCAUUUGACAUUGACGGUGUCUUGCUUCACGUCGCAAAGCCCAUUCCAGGGGCCACGGAGACGCUCAAGUAUCUCCAGAAGAACAACAUCCCAUUCAUCCUACUGACCAAUGGUGGAGGAAAACAUGAGAAGGAUCGCGUUGCCCAGCUCAGCGAGAAGCUUGACGUUGAACUGUCGACGGAUAAUUUUGUGCAGUCGCAUACGCCGUUCCAGGAGCUUGUGCACGGCAACGAGGGACUCGGGGACAAGAAUAUCCUCAUCACGGGCUCGGACGCAGCCAAGUCGCGGACCAUUGCCGAGGCGUAUGGGUUCAAGAACGUCAUUACCCCGGCAGAUAUUCUGACCGCUCACCCGACCAUUUGGCCGUUUGAGCCGCUAAUGGAGGAAUUGUACGCUGCGACCUCACGGCCUUUGCCCACGGCGCAGCCAAAAAUUGACGCCAUGUUUGUGUUCAACGACCCGCGCGAUUGGGCUUUAGACAUUCAAAUCAUUACGGAUCUGCUCCUCUCGGAGAAGGGUGUGCUCGGGACUUAUUCGCCCAAGAACGGCCAGGCCAGUCUUCCCAACGGCGGCUGGCAGAGUGAUGGCCAACCUCCUCUGUUCUUCUCAAACCCGGAUCUAUUUUGGAGUGCAGCUUAUCAUCACCCACGUUUUGGCCAGGGAGCUUUCCAGGCCGCCAUGGCAGGCAUCUGGCGGGAGAUCACAAACGGCGAAGAGCUGCAGCGUACCGUCAUUGGCAAGCCCUAUAAACAGACCUACCGAUACGCAGAGCGUGUGCUAAAUAGCCAUCGUGCGCAAGUGCUGGGUCAAAGCAGCAUAGAGCCACUGGGCAGGGUCUACAUGGUGGGCGACAAUCCCGAAAGCGAUAUCAGGGGCGCCAAUGACUUUAAAAGUCCUGAUGGCACGAGUUGGGAGUCGGUCUUGGUGCGGACUGGCGUCUGGAGCGCUGAACGAGGCGAGCCCAGACAUCGCCCAAAGAUGAUUGUUGAUGAUGUCGCCGCGGCAGUGGAUUGGGCACUCAAGCAGGAGGGGUGGCGGUAA
Pestalotiopsis fici W106-1 is the source of this 1290-nucleotide messenger RNA. RefSeq lists its product as uncharacterized. The coding region runs from base 1 to 1290 and encodes 429 amino acids. The transcript has 2 exons. NCBI's taxonomy places the organism in Eukaryota, Fungi, Ascomycota, Sordariomycetes, Amphisphaeriales, Sporocadaceae. The record is from RefSeq and is a predicted model, not a curated record. Gene Ontology annotation, cellular component: mitochondrion. Gene Ontology annotation, biological process: glycerophospholipid biosynthetic process.